AAAAAAAAUACGCCUGAAACAGCCAUUGGUGGCCGGACAGUGUUCUGAUUGAUACUUCGCAGAAAUAUUUGUGUUCAAUCUAGAAAGGGGCACUGGGAUUGAGGGGCAAUUGAUCCCUUUUGAAUCCGCCUCUGCGGCAAAAGAGGUUUGCAGCAAUGGCUUCCUCUUCUUUUGCAGCAGCUGUAGGAACAAGCGGCACCCCCCUGAACCCCUCAAACCUCAAGAAGUCCACUCCCAAUUUUUGCACUUCACUCCCACUUAUCCCCGCCUCUUUCAACCAAACCAUUCUCAGAACCGACACACCCAUCUCUUCCAUUCACCGUUCAAGCCCCAACUUCUCCCCGGCAACAUUCUCGCAGCCGGAACCAGAAACAGAAGAACUGGAUUCCGGAAGCAGGCCGGCGCCAUAUUCUGCCGCGCCGAUGGUGAUUCUCCCCCCUGUGAGGCGGCAAAGAAGGGCGUACAGAAAGCAAUACCCUGGUGAGGAGAAGGGCAUUGCGGAAGAGAUGAGGUUCGUCGCGAUGGGACUCCGCAACAAUGGCAGCCCAAAAAGUAAGCGGAGAGCUAAGAGUGGGAUAGAUUCGGAGGAUUGUGACGAGGAAGAAGAAGUCAUAGAGGCCAAUGAUAGUAGUGGAAUUGGGGAGUACUGGCAGCCUUCCAUGGAAGGAUUCCUAAGGUACCUUGUGGAUAGCAGGCUGGUUUUCAGCAUAAUCGAACGCACUGUUGAUGAAACCAGUGAUGUUUCUUAUGCUUACUUCAGAAAUACUGGAUUGGAAAGAGCAGAUUGUAUAUCGAGAGAUCUUGAGUGGCUAAGCGAACAAGGAAAUGAUAUUCCGGAACCUAGCAAUCCUGGUGUUGAUUACUCCAAUUAUCUUGAAGAACUUGGAGAGAAGAACCCCCCUUUGUUUCUAUGCCAUUUCUACAACAUAUACUUCUCCCAUAUCGCCGGAGGUCAAGUUAUAGCUAAAAAGGAGAACAAGUAUUGAAUCAGCAGCUUCUUCAGCUUAUGUGCUUUGCUAUUUCACUAUUCACAAAGAUAUACUCCGGAUUAAGUUUGUGAGAAGUUGAUAAGAGGAGGAGAAGGAAGGGCGUUAGAAAUGUACAGAUGGAACGGAAAUGAAGAAAAAUUGCUGCAAGGAGUGAGGGAGAAGCUCAACAUGCUGAGUCAGCAUUGGCCUAGAAACCAUAAGAACAGAUGUUUGCAAGAUAUGCGCAAGUCUUUCCGAUUUCUGGACAAGAUUGUCCGGUUAAUCGUCUUGUAAAUAACUUGGAGCCUUGGUUCUUGUCUCUUGUUCAUAUCAAUUAAUUAUUAUUCAGCAUUAUUAUAAACAUUAUUAUUAAAGUUGCCCUUUUAGUACUGGAAAACGAGUGUACAGCAGCAGUUGGUUCAAAAGCUUGUUGAUUAACUUGUACAGCUAACAGCUUAUUACCCACUCCCCAGAAUAUUUAGUUUUCUGAUUUGACUUGAUA
Messenger RNA from Cuscuta epithymum, 1470 nucleotides. Lineage: Eukaryota; Viridiplantae; Streptophyta; Magnoliopsida; Solanales; Convolvulaceae. The record is from the annotation of a GenBank genome assembly.